ACUUAUCUCAGUUCCAUUCUUUCUUUCACUUCACUUUCCUCAUUCUUCAACAAUGGCUACCUCCUUGGACACACCUUCGCCUUCUCCGUCACCAGUGUUUAGCCCUUCAUCUGAUAAACGCUUCUGGAGCACUCUCCAGAGCAGGAUUGACACACUCCUCGGCGGCGAUUCUCACAGGAAAUUCUCAAAAGCUGAGGAAGAGGAACAAACCCUUAUGAAUGAAGGAGCCAAGAGGAUGAAGGAAGAUUCCAUGUUACUAAUGAGAGGGUUUGACUCAGUUGCCCACACUCUCUCUCAGUUGUCUAACAAUUUGGACAAUGCCUUGCAGGGUGCUAGAGAAUUGGCAAACCCACCAACCUUAACUGAUAUAUUCCAUAGCAAGUUUGACAAAGUAAGGAACAAAGAAGAGAGUUCAGGGGAGGAAGAGAAAGAGGUAGAUGAGUCAAAGCAAGGAACCAAAAGGAAAUUUGAUCACAAUGAUGUCUCACAAGAAAAUGCUGGCGAUGGGAAACAACUGAAAGAUGGGAUGAUUAAGAGGGCCAAAAAUAUUGCACUGUCAAUGGCAACCAAAGCAGCUUCACUUGCAAGAGAGUUGAAGUCUAUCAAGUCAGAUCUAAGCUUCAUGCAAGAAAGAUGUGUUCUGCUUGAAGAGGAGAACAGGAGAUUGCGAGACGGAUUCGCAAAAGGUGUAAGGCCAGAAGAAGAUGAUCUUGUGAGGCUUCAGCUGGAAGCACUACUUGCAGAGAAGUCAAGGCUUGCAAAUGAGAAUGCAAACCUUGUGAGGGAGAAUCAGUGCCUACACCAGCUUGUGGAGUACCACCAACUAGCUUCUCAAGACAUUUCGGAAUCAUAUGAGAAUGUUAUUCAGGGAAUGUGCCUGGACUUCUCAUCACCACCACCAAUUGAGACAAGAAGUGAUGAUGAUGACAAAAGCAGAGAACCAACAACACCCAAAAGUGAUGAGUUCUACCAUGAAGUGUAGACCAAAACUUUUAAGCACUGAAGGCAAAUUUUGGAACCAAGAAUUACUGUUGAAUCAAUAUAAAUAAUUAAAUAUUUAUUUUAUCCUCUUAAUAAUACUUUUCUACCCCACCACCUUUUGUUGCAAAUAUUCCUGUAC
Messenger RNA from Arachis stenosperma, 1120 nucleotides. RefSeq lists its product as uncharacterized. The transcript is spliced from 5 exons. The coding region runs from base 53 to 982 and encodes 309 amino acids. NCBI's taxonomy places the organism in Eukaryota, Viridiplantae, Streptophyta, Magnoliopsida, Fabales, Fabaceae. The record is from RefSeq and is a predicted model, not a curated record.